AUGUCCAUGUUACGGAAGUACAUGCUUGAUCCUUCUCAUAUCCUGGAAUAUCAACCUGUGGAGUUGAGAGAAGAUUUGUCAUAUGAGGAGAAACCAGUGAAAAUUCUGGAUAGGAAGGAACAAGUGUUGUGCUCUAGAUCCAUCCUAGUAGUGAAGUUGUUAUGGAUGAGUCAAACUGUUGAAGAAGCUACUUGGGAGCCCGAGGCGCAAAUGCGAGCCAAAUACCCUUAUCUCUUCCAUUAA
Prunus armeniaca (apricot) is the source of this 243-nucleotide messenger RNA. The record is from the annotation of a GenBank genome assembly. NCBI's taxonomy places the organism in Eukaryota, Viridiplantae, Streptophyta, Magnoliopsida, Rosales, Rosaceae.